Oryzias latipes (Japanese medaka) is the source of this 5354-nucleotide messenger RNA. The record is from RefSeq and is a predicted model, not a curated record. Lineage: Eukaryota; Metazoa; Chordata; Actinopteri; Beloniformes; Adrianichthyidae.
CAUUAUAUUUCUAAACAAAUAUCAAUAUAACCAAGCACUCUUAAAUUAUGUGUAUUUAAUUUAGAAAGGGCAACGUGAAUGGACUAGCUGUGGCCCGUUACGUCUCUCCUGCAUCGAUCGAGUCGACUGACAGACAGUAGUAGUUGGCUGUGGAGGAGUUCCUGAGUGAGGUGCGUAGCAGGGAGCUACCUCACAGCGCUGGGCUCGUCUCACAACCCACAGCUCUGAAGUUUCUUAUGGCCCGAAAGUUUGAUGUUCCCAGAGCCAUCGACCUCUUCCAAGCGUAUAAGAACACAAGAAUCAAAGAGGGCAUCAUAAAUAUCAACCCGGACGAGGAGCCGCUGCGCUCUGAGCUGUUGAGUGGCAAGUUUACAGUCCUGCCUGGCCGAGAUGCUAAAGGAGCAGCUUUAGCUCUCUUCACUGCCCGCCUUCAUCGGCCAGACGUCACUACCCACAAAGCUGUGCUGCAAGCCAUCAUCUAUCAGCUGGACAAAGCCAUAGAGAGUGUGCAAACGCAAAGAGAUGGGCUCAUAUUUAUUUACGACAUGACAAACUCCACUUAUGGAAAUUUUGACUAUGAGCUCUGUGUCAAGAUUCUCAAUUUGCUCAAGGGAGCUUUUCCAGCCCGUCUAAAGUGUGUCUUCAUUGUUUCCUCUCCUCUUUGGUUUCGGGCGCCUUUCGCAGUUCUCCGCCUGUUUGUGCGUGAAAAGCUAAGGGAAAGGGUAUGCACAGUAAAAGCCCAUGAGUUGAUCAGUCACAUCCCUGUCUCCUCCCUCCCUGAACAUUUGGGCGGAACGUCUCAGUACAGCCACGUGGCGUGGAUCCAGUCCUGUGUUAACAUGCAAACAAACACCAUUCAGGAUGAUGCGCACGACUGCGUGGGAAGAUUGCUGCGCUCUUACAGCUUAGAUAACAGCAACAAAAGUAUAGGUGUAACUUUGGCCCACUCUCACAUGAACACACAGCUGGUUAACUCUAACUGUCACGACGACAAGAAUGCUAACCCCCGUAACCACUGUGAUGCAGGGGACAGCAGGACUCGAGGCCUCGGCCAGUACCAGCAGAGCUCAAACUCUGCUUCCGACAGAUCUGAUGGGAACCACCAGCACUGGAACGGCUCCGCGGUGGGCGGAGCCGCCGAGAGUGUCAGUGGACCCAACGCAAACAUGAAUGGCCGUGGCCUCCAAGCUCCCCCACAGUCAGACACCCCUCCGGACACGCCACUUUCACAGAAGGAAGAGGGGGACGCUGCUUCUACGGCGACAGACUCGGGCCAUAAAUCUCAAAAUGAAGGACUAAAUGAGGAGGAUGAGGAGUGUGAUGAAGAGGGAGGGAUACCUUCUUUGCCUAAGAAAUCUCUUCCACGAGCACCCAACCAGUCCCCUCCCCUGUCUUCAUCGUGGGGACCCGAUGAAAGCUGCUACAUGGAAAUGUCUGUCCACGUGCCGGAUCAGGGAGGCAUGACUGUGUAUGAACUGGUGGAUUAUGUAAAGAGGAAGAAGAAGAGGGGCAUUUAUCAGGAGUACGAGAACAUCCGUAAGGAGCCUCCAGCAGGCUCCUUUGACUAUUCCAAAAAACUGUCCAAUCAGAUCAAAAACCGGUACAGCGAUGUUCUCUGCCUGGAUCAGUCACGCGUGCAUCUCUGCCAGCUCUGUGAUGAUGAAGACGAGACAUCUGAUUACAUUAAUGCGAGUUUCAUGGAUGGGUACAAGAGCCGCAACGCUUACAUUGCUACUCAGGGUCCUCUGCCAAAAACCUUUGGUGACUUCUGGCGGAUGGUAUGGGAACAGAUGGUACUUAUCAUUGUUAUGACCACCAGGGUUGUGGAGCGUGGACGUGUCAAAUGUGGGCAGUACUGGCCUCUGGAGGAGGGCAAGGCGGAGCAGCAUGGAUAUUUCUUGAUCAGGAAUACACACAUUCAGUUGUUUCAGGAUUUCCAACUCACUCACCUUGAACUGUACAACACACAGUCUGGCGAGAAACGUGAAGUAAGCCACUACCUCUAUGUCAGCUGGCCUGACUUCGGGGUGCCAAAAAGUGCAUCUGCCAUGUUGGACUUCCGUGAGCAUGUUCUUGAAAGAAGGAAGGCUGCCGUCCAAAACCUGGGGUCCAGCUGGAGGGGGCCUCCAUGGGGCCCUCCUGUUGUUGUUCACUGCAGUGCUGGUAUUGGACGUACAGGUACAUUCUGCACGCUGGACAUCUGCCUGUCUCAGCUGGAGGACGUGGGCACCGUAGACGUGCAUCAGACUGUGCGAAGGAUGCGCACACAGAGAGCUUUCAGCAUUCAGACCUGGGAUCAGUAUUAUUUUUGCUACACAGCAGUUAUUGAAUAUGCCCAGCGUCAUGGGAAACUGUCCCCAGUGCAAUGGUCUGACUCAGACUUGGAGACUGACAGUGAGUGAACAGCUUAACUAACCUAAGAAUGAGCGAGAAGCCGCAUUUCAAGGAGGAGGAGACGCUUCGUCCAUCAGGAUGUAAGAACUCAAGCUUUGCUCUUCCUCCACACGAGGUGGAGCUGAUGAAGAGUUGGAGGAGGAAAUACCUUGCAGUGGAAACUAUACAUUGAAUUCAUGAGCAAGCUGGCCUGCCACUAUUAAAACCCCUUUUUUAUUUAGCAGACAGACGAGGGCCUCAGCCUCUUCUUGUUGACAAAAGCGUCAUACAAAUUGUAGCAUUUUUUUUAUACUGACUUGCACAUGAGGAAAGACAAACUUGAACGGAAGCCCUCCAAGUCUUAGUCCUUGUCCCCUUUUUUUUAAAUUUUUUUAUUCCUUGUCCCUUUUUAGUUCUGAACAAGUAAUUCUGGUCACAGAUGGAACGUGACGGGCGUGACAAGGUCAAACUUGAGGACUUUUCUUUGUCAUUGUUUUGCUUUGGAAGUAAUGGUUCUCUGUCAGAGUUGUUGUGACAGAUUACUGUGUGAAGUCUUUUGUCCACUUUCUUUCUUUUGUCCAUUAUUUUUCUAUGGUUUCUUUUCAAUGUGCAUAUUUUGUGCAGACUAACUUUUCAAAGCCAAAGUCUUUACCCAGAAUGCUUUGAUGUAUUCCUUUACUGAGAUGACGUAGACUGAAGCCCAUGUAUAUUCUUGUAUCAUACAUUUAUACUUUAUUGUGCUUAAUAACACCAUUUGAAAUAAGAACAAAGAGAAAAAAAAGCCUUGUUGAAUAAAACAGACCUAACCUUAGAGGGACGUUCUAUACAGCACGUCAAGCUUUGUGAAAAAUAACAUAUUUGCGUUUAAUCUGAAGCUUGUCAUCAUUUUUGCUGUUUGAACGCAGUAAUUUGGCCUUAACUUGAUUCACUGCCUCUUUGUUCUCGGAUCCGAACCGUAUCUUAAACUGUACACUCUUAGUCUGCUCACUUUUUUGAAUCGCUCUUAGUACCGGAUCAAUUUGGUUUCUGAGGUCUGUUGUGCCUCUGAUAAUCGUGCCUUCACAUCGUCCUUAGAUUCAUGUUCUUGUAGGAAGUCAAAACACCCGAACUUCUGCACUGGCAUUGUUAAGUGUCGCACACGACUCCCACGUUUUGCCUAAAGUCCUGUAUACAGCACACUACUUAGAGUGAUGAGAAAGAAAGGAAAAGGAAUCCAGGAGUAAGCUCUAGCUGCAAACAUGGUUAUUUUAGCAUUUAACCUCAGGGGGUAAUAAUUGAUUUUCAGUUGUGUUUUUGUGUCUAGCAUCUCUUACUGGUUUUCCACCUGGUAAGUUAAUCAUUCAAAGAAAAAAAAAGAUACAUUUUUGUAUUUUAUUCCAUCUCACUGUUUCCUUUCUUUAACUUUUGCAUUAGCAAAACCCGUGAAUGUUGGUACGAAGCAGCGAAGAAACAUUUCUUUUCAUAAACUGGAUUGUCAGAAUCUAAUCUCUCUGAAUUUUAGUUAGGAAAAUGCAGUCCUGCUUGUAUUCUUAGGAGUGGUUUUGUGAAGGAAGUAAAUGUGGGUAAGCUAGCUUUAGUUACUUUUCAAAAUAAAUGACGAGUAGCACUCUCUGUCCCAAGAAAAGAAAAGCUAUCAGAGAAAUUAGCAAAAACAACCGUCAUCUUUUUGAAUAUGUAGUUCAUUUUUAGAGAGAAAAAAGUAUACUGUCCUAGUAUUUUACAGUUUUUAUACAUGGGACAUAAUUUUAUGCACACGCAUGUCCAUAUUUACCGGGUCUUUGGUAAUUACAUCCUCAGGUUGAUAACUGAUAUGUUGCUGUGGUCUCAACAAAAUCUAAACAAAAUGCCAAAGUAGUUGUGAAAGAAAUUGUGUUGCAUCAUAGAGUAGCUUGUAGAACAAACAUCCUCUGGUUGGAAAAAAAAAAAGCCCAAAUCGUAACCCUUCUAUUGCAGUCUCUGACAGUCUGUCCAAUGAAUGUUCAAUUGCUUUUGUUUUUGCUUUUUACAGAUUGUUAAGCAAAUUUGAAAUAGAUUGUAAUGUUUGGUUUGAGAGACAUGAUAUUUAGUUUGAUGUUUUUUGCUAAUUGAACUGACACUCCUCUGACCUCAUUUUAGAUGAAAUGUUCAUUUCUGGAAAUGUUUUCCAUUUAAGAAUUACGAGAAAUUAGUCAUUGUUCACAAGUUGACUCUUUAAAUGGAUGAGUGGUCGAUCAUCGUCUUUUCUGCUUUAUGUUUACUUGCAACACCUUCAUUUCCAACUCAAAGUCUGCUUUUACAGAGGUGAUCCCUUUUGCUGCUCAAGUGCAUUGGAUUGACAGCUGGACUGAAACUUGCCAGUUUUGUGGAAGUUUUUCACACACUGCUUUUGCACGGUGCCUUAGUUUUUGUUGUACAGGAACACGCUCUAAUAUCGUUUGUGUUGAUCUUCAUCUGAGGGUGCAUUUACCAAUCGACAUAUCCCGGUUAGUCUUUAUUUUAACAAUGUCCUGGUAUUGUAGAGUUGAAGUUGAUAUUGAAGCUUUGUUAUUUACACGGCUGUAGAUGCGUUAUAGAAGCAGAGGGAGUUGAGGCUCCUCAGCAUGGAAAGAGAGCCUUGAAUGUUUUUGGGGUGACGGUGUCAGACCUUUUAUCGAACAAACCUAUAUAUUUUUUUGUGAAUGUGGACCCUGCAGCCCGCAAUGCCAAAGGCCUAGGCUCAUCCUAAAGAUUAUAUUUCUGUUAGACAUCCUCAGAACACAGAUUCCGGAGCACCUUGGGACCAUUUGGACCGUUAAUGUACAGCUACAUAAUGGAGGGGAGUGUGUAUGCAAGAGUUCUGGUUCCUGUGGUCUCAUUUUUUUUAAUGUAGAAAUGGAAUGCAAUGUUCAUUUGUCAACCAUGUCCUUUGGUUGUUUGUUUUCUAGUUCAUGUGACUGAAUGAUGACCUUUUACAUGCUGUCAACCUGGCUGUCCCAUUAAAGCAAUGGUCUUACUUUCUUGCA